AUGUCGAAUAUGCUGGAGGCAUUACCAGGCACAUUUUCACAUACAGGGGGCCGCAGCACGGAUGUCUUUCUCACUGCGAUCCUUCUCCCUAUUUUCUCCAUCCCUAUUGUCGUGAUACGUCUUUGGACAAGUAAGUCUAUUGUCAGGAGGUGGCACCCAGAUGAUAAGGCUCGUCUUGGUGCUGGCGAUCACCUCUUCAAUUUUUCUCCCUCAAAUUUGGUGCUGCUCCUUAAUGUAGGCAGAUGGGGUGGUGUCCCGCUCUACAAUUUGACUACGGUGUUUAUCAAGGCGAGCAUUCUUACGUUCUACCUGCGUUUCACCGCAGAUCGUGCUCUCAAGGCCGCCACCUACGCCGUUCUCGCGAUAGUCGUAGCGUACAGUUUGGUGAACAUCAUCGCCAGCUUUGCGCUAGAUUGCUCUGACCCGGAAAAGUGUGAUCGGCUCUUUGUAGCUUAUAUCGUCUGCGCGGCGCUGAAUGUGGCGACAGAUAUUGCAAUUCUACUACUUCCGUUCUGGAUACUUCAUCCACUACAAAUAUCAACCGGGCGAAAGAUCGCUAUCGGCAUGGUGCUGAUGGGAGGCGGGUUGUAUGUAUUUCCACACUCUGAGCAUACCAUGUUAUAUGCUAAUUCUACUAGUGUCUCCGCCGUCAGUAUACUGCGAUUAGUGAUAACUAUUCAGACGGACGGGGAACUGGAUACAACCUAUGUUUGGGGGAAUAGCGUCAAAUGGAGUCUCAUUGAAACCUGGUGUGGGCUUAUAUGCGCUUGCUUACCAUGCAUCAAGCCAGCCCUCGAUCGCUACUUGCCUCGCGUUUCAUCAUGUAAAAUAUUUAAGGAGAGAGGAAACAGCGGAUACGGUGAAGAAAUCGGGUCAGUUAGUACUGCAUGA
Clonostachys solani is the source of this 891-nucleotide messenger RNA. Lineage: Eukaryota; Fungi; Ascomycota; Sordariomycetes; Hypocreales; Bionectriaceae. The record is from the annotation of a GenBank genome assembly.